UAAAUUAAAACCCUAAAAGGGGUCAUUAGCAAACGAGUCCACCGAUCCCAGAAGCGUGGGUCUUCUUUCUAAGGUAAAGCGGCGUUAGAAGCCAAGAGCAGUCCUCCACUCACCUAUCUAUCGUCUUUGCCUUCAAUCGAUAACGCGCUCUCUUUUUCUCUCAUCGAAGGUUUUGAUGGCGUCAAAAUUGCAGCAGUUGCAAUCUAAGGCGUGUCAAGCGUCGAAGUUUGUGGCAAAGAACGGAACUGCUUACUACAAGCAAUUGUUGGAGCAGAAUAAGCAAUAUAUUCAGGAGCCACCAACAGUGGAGAAGUGCAAUGAGCUGUCUAAGCAGCUGUUUUAUACUCGACUUGCCAGUAUCCCUGGCCGUAACGAGGCAUUCUGGAAGGAGCUUGAUUAUGUCAAGAAUCUGUGGAAGAAUAGGCAAGAACUGAAGGUUGAAGAUGCUGGUAUUGCUGCAUUGUUUGGACUGGAAUGCUUUGCAUGGUUUUGUGCUGGUGAGAUAGUGGGAAGGGGUUUUACUUUUACUGGUUACUAUCCCUAAGGAAAAUCAGCUAGUAGAAGGCAGGGAGUCUGAUGGAUGUGUAUGCCUUUUAUCAUCGUUUGCAUGAUUGAAUUGCGGCCACUUUAGAUGCACAUUUUUCUUGUUUCGGUGAAAUUUUUGAAGCUGAGAAAUCAGUGGUUAACUUGCUAGCCUGAAUAAUUUUUAUAGUCGAAAUGGCUUAAGCUUGGUAAGCCUUACUGUUGUGUUUCUGGAUAUGUCAGCAUAAUGUACUGCACCCCAUUCUUCUUC
This is a messenger RNA of Gossypium raimondii (Peruvian cotton), 793 nucleotides long. RefSeq lists its product as uncharacterized. Gene Ontology annotation, biological process: proton motive force-driven ATP synthesis. NCBI's taxonomy places the organism in Eukaryota, Viridiplantae, Streptophyta, Magnoliopsida, Malvales, Malvaceae. The record is from RefSeq and is a predicted model, not a curated record. The transcript has 3 exons. The coding region runs from base 176 to 544 and encodes 122 amino acids. Gene Ontology annotation, molecular function: proton transmembrane transporter activity.